Cynara cardunculus var. scolymus (artichoke) is the source of this 3676-nucleotide messenger RNA. Its product is annotated as protein ARABIDILLO 1-like. The record is from RefSeq and is a predicted model, not a curated record. The transcript has 12 exons. The coding region runs from base 637 to 3420 and encodes 927 amino acids. Gene Ontology annotation, molecular function: protein binding. Lineage: Eukaryota; Viridiplantae; Streptophyta; Magnoliopsida; Asterales; Asteraceae.
UCCGACCCUUGCUCACAUUUGUCCCCCUCCUUCUCCCUCUAGACCCUUCUUUCUCUCUUUGCACCGCCAUUUCUCUCUCUAAACCUCUCUCUAACGUCACCAUUUGAGCUUCUUGAAAUCAAUUUACUCUAAAGGUAAUAGAUUUCUUGAUGGGCGUUGCGAAUUGAAGGUGUUUUGUGGAAAAACCCACAUCAGGUUUGCGAAAUUCACCAACUUCUAUUCGAUGUUAUUGCAAUUCUGAUGAUGGGGAAUCUUGAUGUGUUCCGUGUGAUGUGAAAUCUGUAUAAUUGUAUGCCCUACUGUUUGCGCUUUUAUCUUGUGUACCUGCGUUAGUUCGAUUGUAGGGUUCUUGAGGCUAUUUAAAGGGCAUUUCUAUAUUGGCUAGGUAAUUGGGGUUUUGAGAUUGAUCAAUGCUCAUAAUUGGGUGCCCUAUAUGGUUUCAAUGAGUGAUGAUUUUGAGCCCCAAUUUUGGGUGUGUUCUGUGAUCAAUAGCAUAUAGGAUGAAGGGUUCUUGUGUUGGAUGUUCUUGGUUUGAUUGUUAGUGUUGUUCUUAAGAAAAAUAAUGAUUUGGGGUUGAAAAAAGAUCGGAUUUUUAGUGUUUGUGUGUGUGUUUUCUGCCCUUUUGUGGGUGGUUUGAUGUUUGGUGUGGGGAUUUGUGAGAUGAAUCGUAGGGUUCGACGAAAGUGUGCAAGAGGAAGCCAAAGGUUGGAUUUACCAAAUUACCCUGAAACCGAGGAUGCAGAUAAUUUGAAAUUGAGUGAAGAAGGAGUUGUUGAUUGGACCCGAUUGCCUGAUGAUACUGUACUUCAACUGUUUACUCAUUUGAACUAUCGUGAUCGUGCAAAUUUGUCAUCAACUUGCAAAAGUUGGAGAUCUCUUGGCGCUUCUCCUUGUUUAUGGCAAUCUUUGGAUCUUCGUGCUCACAAGUGUGAUUGGGGUAUAACAGAUUCAUUGGCUUCCCGAUGUUCCAAUCUCCAAAAGCUUCGUUUUCGUGGGGCCGACAAUGCUGAUUCCCUAAUCAAUCUUCGAGCCAAGAAUUUGAAAGAAUUAAGUGGCGAUUACUGUAGGAAACUAACAGAUUCUACACUUGCAGUGAUUGUAGCUCGACACAAGCUUCUCGAGAGCCUCCAACUUGGGCCUGAUUUCUGUGAAAGAGUUAGUAGUGAUGCAAUUGUGGCAAUCGGGUUUUGCUGCCCGAAUCUACGUAAGCUUAGGCUUUCUGGGAUCCGGGAUGUUAACGGAGAGGCUGUAAACGCUUUAGCUAAGCACUGUCCGAACCUGACCGAAAUUGGUUUCAUUGAUUGUCUUAACAUUGAUGAAGUGGCAUUAGCCAAUGUCGUAUCCCUUCGGUUUCUUUCUGUUGCAGGAACGACAAAUGUGAAGUGGGGUUCGGUCGGUGAACAUUGGAGCAAGUUGCCGAAUUUGAAAGGAUUAGAUGUUUCAAGAACUGAUGUGGUUCCGAAUGUGGUUGUGAGAUUCUUUUCCUCACUAAAGAGUUUGAAAAUAUUGUGUGCGUUCAAUUGCUCGUCCAUAGAGGAAGACACCAGUGUUGUAAUCAAGAGCAAGUCCCAUGGAAAAAUGUUGCUUAGCUUCUUUAACGAUACUUUUAAAGACAUAUCUCCCCUGUUUCCUGACACAGAGAAAGAACGAGACGUUUUCUCGGAUUGGAGAAAAGAAUCGAAGAAGAAAGACGAGAAUUUGGACGAGAUUAUGACUUGGCUUGAAUGGAUUCUUUCACAUUCACUUUUACGAAUAGCUGAGAGUAACCCACAUGGUCUUGAUCAAUUCUGGCUCAGUCAAGGUGCCGAUCUUUUGCUCAAUUUAAUGCAGAGUUCUCAAGAGGAUGUUCAAGAACGGGCUGCUACGGGGCUUGCAACUUUUGUGGUGAUCGAUGAUGAAAAUGCUAAUGUUGAUGUAGGAAGGGCUGAGGCGGUCAUGAAAGGUGGGGGCAUACAACUUCUUUUAGGCCUUGCAAGAUCGUGGAAGGAGGGGCUUCAAUCGGAAGCCACAAAGGCUAUAGCAAAUCUAUCAGUGAAUCCUGCUUUUGCAAAAUCCGUGGCGGGAGGUGGCGGCAUCACCAUCCUUGCAAGCUUAGCAAGAUCCAUGAACAGGUUGGUGGCUGAAGAGGCUGCCGGAGGGCUUUGGAAUCUUUCUGUUGGGGAAGAGCACAAGGGAGCUAUUGCGGAAGCUGGUGGCAUAAAAGCUUUAGUUGACUUAAUCUUCAAAUGGCCUAGAGGUGGUGAUGGAGUUCUGGAACGAGCAGCUGGGGCACUCGCGAAUUUAGCAGCGGAUGAUAAGUGUAGCAUGGAAGUUGCAAAUGUCGGUGGUAUUAAUGCUUUAGUAACGCUUGCUCGUAAAUGCAAGCACGAGGGUGUGCAAGAACAGGCGGCUCGUGCAUUGGCUAAUUUGGCAGCUCAUGGAGAUAGCAACACUAACAAUGCUGCUGUGGGACAAGAAACCGGAGCUCUUGAAGCACUUGUUCUACUUAUUCGGUCUCAACAUGAUGGUGUCAGGCAAGAAGCAGCUGGUGCAUUGUGGAAUUUAUCAUUUGACGACAGAAACCGAGAAGGGAUUGCAUCAGCUGGUGGCGUUGAAGCCUUGGUUGCACUUGCACACUCGUGUUCAAAUGCUUCUCCGAGUCUUCAGGAGAGAGCAGCAGGUGCUCUAUGGGGAUUGUCGGUUUCAGAAGCCAAUAGCAUUGCAAUUGGACGAGAAGGGGGUGUUGCACCGCUCAUAUCGCUGGCUCGGUCUCAGACAGAGGAUGUCCACGAGACUGCUGCAGGAGCCCUUUGGAAUCUUGCUUUCAACCCGGGCAAUGCUCUUCGUAUAGUGGAAGAUGGGGGUGUUCCCGCCUUGAUCCAUCUUUGUUCUUCGUCAUUAUCAAAAAUGGCUCGUUUCAUGGCUGCUUUGGCUUUGGCCUACAUGUUUGAUGGAAGAAUGGAUGAAUAUGCACUGAUAGGGAGUUCAUCGGAAGGCAGUUUGAAGAGUGUCGGGUUAGAAAGGGCAAGGAGGAUGGCCUUGAAGCACAUUGAAACUUUUGUGCUUACGUUUGCUGACCCACAAGCGUUUUCUGCUGCCGCCUUAUCAUCGGCUCCUGCACCAUUGGCACAAGUAACGGAUUCGGCUCGUAUUCUUGAAGCAGGUCAUUUACGAUGCAGCGGAGCUGAAAUCGGACGGUUUGUAGCCAUGUUACGUAAUCAGUCUCCCGUGCUCAAGGCAUGUGCUGCAUUUGCGCUACUUCAGUUUACUGUUCCGGGUGGGCGGCAUGCACCCCACCAUGUGAACCUGUUGCAAGUCUCUGGUGCACCCCGUGUCCUGAGGGCUGCAGCCGCAGCCGCUUCGGCUCCACUGGAAGCAAAGAUUUUUGCAAGAAUCGUGCUCAGAAACCUCGAGCACCACCAGAUAGAAUCUUCCGUGUAGCGGUUUCAACUUAGAAAAAAAGCGUCGGUAAUAAAGUCAACAGUUUAUACCAUAUAGUCGUAACUAAUCGCCAUGGAAAGAUCGAUCGUGUCUCUUAAGCUGCAGAUCUUUUGGACCAUAACUCAGUGAGUCGAACUCGGUUUGUAUGAGUUUUCUUUCCCUUGUACUUAAAGAACUUCAUCUUUUCUGUUAAAACUGCUUAGUUGUGAAACAUCAAAGUUGCUUCUAAUACCAUCAGGAGGGUUUGGUUUGGAUA